GAUUUAACGUAGUCCCCAGAUUUAAGAAAAAAUAGGUUCAUAAACAUUGGUAGGAUUGUAUAGUUAAGAGCGAGCAAAACCGAAGUUUCAUUCGUGAUAAUAGACGCGUCGCAUGCUUAUCUAACAGUUCCUGGUUAGUUCUGCAUGCAGGAUUAAAGUUAGUUCGUCAGUCUGAGAGCGGGGCACGUAUGCAACUGAGAACUUCUCGUUCUGUGCGGAGUUUGACCUUGAAUCAGAGGUGUAGACGUGUUUGGUAAUUACGAUGGAUGCUCCCCUGCUCGUAAACGGCGAUGGGGCGGCGCUGGUGGAUCAGGAUGGCGACUACGUGGCGGCGAGGGGGUUCAAGAAGGUUAAGGAGGUGUUCUGGAUCGAAAGCAAGAAGAUGUGGCUCAUUGCGCUGCCUAUUGUUUUCAACAUAUGGUGCCAAUACGGUACAAACUCUAUCACCAGCAUCUUCGUCGGACACCUCGGCGACAUUGAGCUCUCUGCUAUCUCUCUCAUCAACUCCGUCAUUGGCACUUUCGCCUUUGGUUUCAUGCUUGGGAUGGGAAGUGCAACAGAGACGCUAUGUGGACAAGCUUUCGGAGCUGGGCAGGUUAAUAUGCUUGGUGUUUAUAUGCAACGCUCAUGGGUGAUUUUAUCUGUGACCAGCAUUUUUCUGUUGCCACUAUACAUUUUUGCUGCUCCAAUUUUGAAGCUUCUUGGUCAGCAGAAAGAUAUAGCUGAUCUUGCUGGAAAUUUCGCUAUUAAAGUAAUUCCGCAAUUUCUUUCACUUGCCUUUAAUUUUCCAACGCAAAAGUUCCUUCAAGCUCAGAGUAAGGUUAACGUGAUUGCAUGGAUUGGGUUGGGAGCUUUGGUUGUGCAUGUUGGGUUGCUCUGGCUCUUAAUUCAUACGUUAGAGUUAGGCUUAACUGGUGCAGCUUUGGCAUUUGAUUUCACGAGUUGGGGGAUUACAACGGCUCAACUUGUUUAUGUCAUGGUCUGGUGUAAGGAUGGAUGGAAGGGAUUGUCAUGGUCGGCUUUUAAGGAUAUUUGGGCCUUUGUAAGGCUCUCUCUUGCAUCAGCUAUAAUGCUUUGCCUUGAAGUUUGGUAUAUGAUGAGUGUCAUAGUUCUUGCUGGUCACCUUGACAAUGCAGUGAUUGCUGUUGAUUCCCUCUCUAUAUGCAUGAAUAUCAAUGGGUGGGAAGUCAUGAUCUUCAUUGGAAUAAAUGCAGCUGUCAGUGUCAGAGUUUCCAAUGAACUUGGACUCGGACGUCCAAGAACUGCCAAGUACUCUGUCUACGUGACAAUCUUUCAGUCACUUUUCUUGGGAAUCUUUUUCAUGGCUGUUAUUUUGGUGGCUAAAGACUAUUAUGCUGUUAUUUUUACUGACAGUCUGGUUUUGCAAAAGGCCGUUUCGAAGCUAGGAUUCCUCCUGGCUAUUACAAUGGUUCUAAACAGUGUUCAACCAGUGAUUUCAGGCGUUGCUGUUGGAGGUGGGUGGCAGGCCCUGGUGGCCUACGUCAACAUAGGUUGUUACUACUUAUUUGGGCUUCCACUGGGGUUCCUUCUUGGUUAUAAAGCAAAUUUGGGGGUUGAGGGACUUUGGGGUGGUAUGAUGUGUGGAAUUCUUCUUCAGACCUUGCUACUCCUGUUGAUACUUUACAAAACCAAUUGGAAGAAAGAGGUGGAAGAAACAAAUGCUCGCAUGCAGAUAUGGGGUGGACAACAAACUGAGGUUGAUAAAAUUGCUGCUUCAGCAUGAUCUUACACAACUCUUUUGUUUUUUAUCUGUUCUUAGUAAAGUUAUGUUAUUCUGUGCGUUCUUAGUGAAAUUAUGUCAAUGGUCUCACAUAUCCAUUGGUCCAUUUUGCAAUGUGUUGUUGCUCUCUCUCAAUCAGGGGCAGAGCACAGUCUGGUUGUGGUGUGUGAUGAGAAUGGUGGAGACAAAAAUACUGUUUUUCCAAUUUAGUUUUCGGUUUUUAGUUAUUGAACAUUUCUGUGAAAAUAUAAAAGCAUCAAUAUUUUAUUUUA
Messenger RNA from Vigna angularis (adzuki bean), 2013 nucleotides. RefSeq names its product protein DETOXIFICATION 35. Gene Ontology annotation, biological process: xenobiotic detoxification by transmembrane export across the plasma membrane. NCBI's taxonomy places the organism in Eukaryota, Viridiplantae, Streptophyta, Magnoliopsida, Fabales, Fabaceae. Gene Ontology annotation, cellular component: membrane. Gene Ontology annotation, molecular function: xenobiotic transmembrane transporter activity; antiporter activity. The transcript has 7 exons. The record is from RefSeq and is a predicted model, not a curated record. Bases 263 to 1744 code for a protein of 493 amino acids.